GGGUCUCUGAGCCUAACACAGAGAUCGAGGGGUUAGACUUGUGCUAAGUGAAGGCUAGAGCAUGCCAGUGACUAGCGCGGGCCUCGGGAGUGGGAGUUGGAGUGGGCAGGGUAAAGCGACGCGUGCACUCGCAAGCACACGUCCGCUCUCCGGCUUUCGGUUUCUUUGCCUCCCUCCAUCUUGCUGCGCGAUUCGGGUCUGGGGAGCGAAGUCCCACCGAUCGGAAGGAAGGAGAGCGCCUGUUUGGGGCAGAACUCUUCCAUUGGAAAGAACUUUGAAAGAAAUGAAGAAAGUCCUCAGAAAUGAAGUUGACUCUUCAUGACUUAUGGCUGUCUACUGAGUGGAUUGGAGCUUUGUCACUGCAGUUCCUUAGCAUGGCACUGUGCCAGGUGUCUGCCGAGGUCAUCCAUCAGGUGGAAGAGGCACUCGAUGAAGAUGAGAAGGAGGUGAUGCUUUUCUUGUGCCGGGAUGUUGCUGCAGACAAAGUUCCACCUAAUGUGAGGGAGCUCCUGGAUAUUUUAAGUGAAAGAGGCAAGCUGUCUAUGGUGGACUUGGCUGAGCUGCUCUACAGAGUGAGGCGAUUUGAUCUGCUUAAAAAGAUCUUGAAGAUGGACAAAACAGCAGUGGAGGCCCACCUGCACAGGCACCCUCAUCUUGUUUCUGAUUAUAGGGUGUUGAUGAUGGAGAUUGGUGAGGAUUUGGAUAAAUCUGAUGUGUCCUCACUAAUUUUCCUCACAAAGGAUUACACAGGCCGAGGCAAGACAGCCAAGGAUAAGAGUUUCUUGGAUCUGGUGAUUGAACUGGAGAAACGGAAUCUGAUUGCUUCAGAUCAAUUGAAUUUAUUAGAAAAAUGCCUAAAGAACAUUCACAGAAUAGACCUGAAGACAAAAAUUCAAAAGUACCAGCAGUCUGUUCAAGGAGCAGAAACAAGUUAUAUGAAUUCUUCCCAAACAUCUCUCCCAAGCUUGAGUCUCAAGGAUCCUUCAAGGCUCCAGAAUGGGAAAAGUAAAGAACGAAGACUUGUGGAACACCCUAACAUUCAAAGAAAACCAGUGAAGACAUCCAUUCAGGAAUCAGGAGCUUUUUUGCCCAAGCACAUACCUCAAGAGAGAUACAGAAUGCAGAGCAAGCCCCUAGGAAUCUGUUUGAUAAUUGAUUGCAUUGGCAAUGAUGCAGACGUUCUUCGACACACCUUUACUUCCCUGGGCUAUGAAGUACAUCCUUUCUUAUAUCUUCAUGUGAGUGAGAUAGAUCGGGUUCUUCACCAAUUUGCCUGUAAGCCCCAGCACCGAGACUACGACAGCUUUGUAUGUGUCCUGGUGAGCCGCGGAGGCUCCCAAAGCGUGUUUGGCGUGGAUCAGACUCAGUCAGGGUUCUCCUUGGAUCAGAUCAGAAGGAUGUUCACUGGGGAUGUGUGCCCUUUCCUUAUAGGGAAACCAACUUUUUUUAUUCAGAACUAUGUGGUGUCAGAGGGCCAUCUGGAAGACAGCAGUCUCUUAGAAGUGGAUGGACCAGCGAUGCACAAUAUGGAAUCCAGGGUUCAGCAACCUGGGCACUACAUGGUUCACCGAGAAGCUGACAUCUUCUGGAGCCUGUGUAUAGCAGAUGUGUCCUUGCUGGAGCAGUCCUCUAGCUUACCCUCUGUAUACCUGAAGAGCCUCUCCCAGAAGCUGGAACAAGAAAGGUGAGUCUACUGGGAGGACUAUUUGUUUAUAGUUCUGGUACCAAGAGGGGGAUUAUCGCUGUGCUGUGUUUGAUGCCCCUUCACAGAAAAAAAGAUUUUUUUCUUCCCUGUUAUGGCUUUGAUACAGACCCAGUACAAUUUAUGAACACUUUGUGUUAGUCAACUCGUGGUUCAGAUAUUUUUC
Castor canadensis (American beaver) is the source of this 1868-nucleotide messenger RNA. NCBI's taxonomy places the organism in Eukaryota, Metazoa, Chordata, Mammalia, Rodentia, Castoridae. The record is from RefSeq and is a predicted model, not a curated record.